Vicia villosa (hairy vetch) is the source of this 2184-nucleotide messenger RNA. Its product is annotated as probable transcriptional regulator RABBIT EARS. The record is from RefSeq and is a predicted model, not a curated record. The transcript has 2 exons. Bases 792 to 1481 code for a protein of 229 amino acids. NCBI's taxonomy places the organism in Eukaryota, Viridiplantae, Streptophyta, Magnoliopsida, Fabales, Fabaceae.
CACUUUCUUAUUUCCCUUCAGCCAUUCGUUUAUUGUGUCUCCUGCAUGCUUAGGAUCAGAAAACAACACAGUUUGUUCUUUAUUUUACUUGAGCACUAAAUUCAAAUUACCAAGCUCAGAAGAAAGAGUGUAAACACGUUUUCUACGUACUACACUACUACUACUAUAACAAAAAAGCAACUGUAGUGAAACAGAAAUGCUAGAUACAAGUUUAUAGUACAAUAGACAUGAUUUUAAUUAUGGCACACAUAGUACAUACCAAAUAGUUGAAGUUGAAGUUACACUACCAGACAGUAGUAACAGACUCUAACAGUAUUAUACCAUAUGGACCUUGGUGGCAAAACUUCAGAUAAACAGUUUAUAUUACUAGUAUUAUUUUUAUCAUAACCGUUACCAUAUAUAUAUAUGCACAUGCAAAAUAGUUGUAUUGUAUUGGACCCCCACAAGAGCCUGUGUAGCAAGCAACCAAGCAAGCAACAAAACAACAGAAAAAGUUCAGUACUAAAAGCAAGAUACAGAAGCUUAUAACAACACCUUUCCAGCUACUCUUUUUUAUUAUUUCUCUUAUCUUAUAUAGAUUCUUUAAUUAAGUUUUUUUUUCUAAAGGACAUGCAAAUGAAACCCUAGUUAGAAUAGAGACAACUGUAUAGUAAUUAAUUCAAUUCCCUUUCUAGUAAUUUUUUUUCAUUAUAUAAAGCUUAACUUCACUCACACCAGUCAUGUUUCAUAUAACUAGAUCUCAUUGUUAAUUAGCUUUAUUACAUACUUUAAGCACUUUUUUUUCUUCCAAGAUGGAGGAAUCUCAAAAUUUGAUAUGGAUGAAAAGGAAACAAGUCUUGAACAACAACAGCUCUUGGGAGGAAAAAGCUUUUGCAGAAGAUGCAGCUAGGAUACUUGGUGGAUGUAUAUGGCCACCAAGAUCUUACUCAUGUCACUUCUGUAAAAGAGAGUUUAGGUCUGCUCAAGCUUUAGGUGGUCACAUGAAUGUUCAUAGAAGAGACAGAGCUAGGCUCAAACAAUCUCUUACCAACCCUAAUGAUUUCACAACAAGUAGAGUUUCAACUACAUCUACACAAGAAAAUUGUUUUCAGAUUCAGCCCAACGUGACGUCGAUUAGAUGGGGGAAUUCGAAUAGCCACAUGGAGUUUCAUGAUUCUGAGUCAAAAGGGCUACUAGUUCAUGCAAGGGAACAAAUUUUCAAAGGCUAUGGUUAUAAUGAUUAUGUUGAAACAAGUUUGUCUAUGGGACAAAAUAAUUCAAUGUUUGGCCAAAAUUUGCAAACUGAUGAUUUAUGUGGGGACAAAGGCAUAAGUUAUAAAAAACCAAAGACAGUAGCUUCUGUUUCUUCUUCACUUCCUGUCUUGCUGAAGCCAUGUUUGAAUGAUAGAUGUUUAACUUUUCAGUCAGCAGUUGGAAUUAAGCCUGGAAUGGAAGACUUGGAUCUUGAACUCAGGCUAGGGAAAUUAACACAGAAAGUUUAGCAGAUAGGACAGAUAUAAAUUGUAAUGGAAUAUUAACUGUCACUGUUUUAAUUUGUCCUUUUUCUCUUCUAUUUUAUUAGCUGGAAAGGUGUUGUUAUAAGCUAGCUUCAUCAUAUUUUCUUAAUUAUUUGUCUAAUCAAAACCUUGAAGAGAAUGAUAAGAUUUCAUUCUUUUCAUGAAAUGUUUAACUUGAAUACUAAUUCUACCUCUAGUUACAUGUGACAGUCUUAUCUUAUUUUAUUUGUUGAAUAUGUAUAUGUGAAUGUGAUCACUUUGAUUUUCCAUUUUAGAGUUUUUUUGCAGUUAUAUAUCUAUCUGCAUAAAUUAUACUAUAUCUCUAGUUACAUGUGACAGUCUUUAGGCUAGGGUUUCAGAAUGAAGGGGUAGGCACAGAAAUGUAUAAAUAAAUAUAUUCCGGUAAACCAAAUUGAUUUUUUUUUAAUAUUAAAAUAUUUCUCUAUUAUUUUUCUGGUUCUCAACUAUGUCUUCAUUGCCAUAUAUUUGAUGCCUUCAGUAAAUUGCAAGUAAAUUUAAUUAGAGAAAAGGGAGGAAAGAGUGUUCGGAAAGAGUGUUCUGUUGGAUUAUAAAUUUGAUUUGAUCCAUUAGAUUAAUAAAUUGUUAGGUUCAUUUGUUGGUAUUAGUGGUAUAGUCUAAAGAAAGAGAGAUAUAGAAGUAGAUUAAUAGAAUAAUAAUAAUAAUAAAU